This is a messenger RNA of Exophiala oligosperma, 1365 nucleotides long. RefSeq lists its product as uncharacterized. Bases 88 to 1191 code for a protein of 367 amino acids. The transcript is spliced from 4 exons. The record is from RefSeq and is a predicted model, not a curated record. NCBI's taxonomy places the organism in Eukaryota, Fungi, Ascomycota, Eurotiomycetes, Chaetothyriales, Herpotrichiellaceae. Gene Ontology annotation, molecular function: dioxygenase activity.
CAAGCAUUGAACAAAUCCCAUCUGUACAACAACCUGCAUACCUUGAAAAAAACUACAUUAAAUAGCAUCGCCGAAGAAACAAGCACCAUGAUUCAGACUCUUGCACAUACUGUCGAGGCGGAAUAUCAUGUCGGGAGCGUGAAGCUACAAGCAACACCAAGACCUCCUCCUGUGAUUGACUUUUCUCCUUUCUAUGAGGGUGAUGACAAUAUCAAAGCGGAUCUCGUACAACAGGUCAAAGCCGCAUGUCUAGAGAAAGGAUUCUUUCAGAUUACCGGACAUGGCAUCUCUGAAGACCUUCAACAAGCCAUGUUGGAACAAUCUCGAGACCUUUUCUCUUUGCCUACGGAACAAAAACAAAAAUACGAUCAAGCAAACCAUCCGAACAGACUUGGCUACGAACGAUUACGAGCACAAAACUUCGAGGGCAAGACGGCGGGCGACCUCAAAGAAGGCUUCUUCUUUGGCAGGUCGCUCCCUCAGAAUCAUCCUUAUGUUCAGGAGGGCAGACUCCACUGUGGCCAAAACGUGUAUCCGUCAGAAAUGCAGGACCAGGAUCGAUUCCAGAAGACAAUAGACCAAUACCACCAGGCCAUGACUUGCUUGGCGGAAGAUAUACUCCGUGUCAUUGCCAUGACGCUGGAUUUGGACAGGAGUUAUUUCGACGAAUUUUGUCAGGAACCAGUCUCGGUCCUCAGGCUCCUACACUAUCCUCCUCAGGCUGUUGAUGCGAGUGAGGAUGAAAGAGGCAUCGGAGCACAUACCGACUUUGGCACCGUGACGAUACUUUUACAAGACGACGUUGGUGGAUUGCAAGUGUUCGACACCCCAACCAAGACAUGGAUCGACGUCAAGCCUACCCCGGGAGCCCUCGUGGUCAACCUCGGUAGCGUGAUGAUGCGUUGGUCUAACGAUACCUACGUCGCAAACCUUCACCGGGUCAUCAACAAAAACGGAAGGGAACGAUACAGCAUACCAUUCUUCUACUCUGGAAAUCCCGAAUUUUUGAUUGACUGCCUGCCUGGAUGCGGCGACUACUGUUCAUCAUCAUCAUCAUCAUCAUCAUCAUCCGGCUGCCAGUCAAAAUACCCACCCAUCAAAGUCCAGGAUUGGAUCUCUGGACGACAUAAAAAUACCUUUUCCGAAGCAAAAGGUCUGGAGGAGCUGCACAAGCUCGCAAAAAUUGCCUGAUUCAAUCGAAGUUCCAAAAAAGGUGGUUCUCAAAGAAACUUGCACCGUACAGUAUUUAUGAAUGGCCAAAUGAACAUGUACAUCAUCAAAACGUUUUUUCGCAAGCGUCUAGAUAUCAUAGAAAGCGAUCUUAGAAAUCCCAACACAAAAUUAUCAUUGUGAUACAACUAUCAA